This is a messenger RNA of Spodoptera frugiperda (fall armyworm), 1250 nucleotides long. RefSeq lists its product as uncharacterized. The record is from RefSeq and is a predicted model, not a curated record. NCBI's taxonomy places the organism in Eukaryota, Metazoa, Arthropoda, Insecta, Lepidoptera, Noctuidae. Bases 95 to 520 code for a protein of 141 amino acids. The transcript is spliced from 2 exons.
UAGAUUAGUUAAAAUAAUCAGAUGACAAAACUACUGAAAAUUUAUAUAAAGUAAAACUAAAGAUUACAACUUUAGUUUAAAACUAGUUUCAAAAAUGGUUCCUAAGAUGUUGGCUUUGUUUGUGAUUGCGGCGGCUUUGACUCAAGCCCAAGCAGUCACUCAAAUCACACUACCAGAUCAGUACCACACCUUUUUGACCAACCAACUCAUCGGCAAGUCCCUAUCCAUCCCGAAGUCGUUCUUGGACGUCUUGCAGACUUGCCAUGUGAUCUUCCCAAAUGGCCUGGUCUAUGAAGCCUUUCCUAACAACAGGCUACCAGCUGGACCCAUCACAUUCCUCCAUGCUGCCCAACCUUUCACCAGCUGUGCUAUUGGUUUCUUGGGUGCUGACGUCUCCUUGAGUGGAACCUAUGAGCUGAUGUCUUUGGUCAACCAUUCUGCUGACAACAGCCUCAGUUUGACAAGGCAGAGAUUCCAUCUUACCCUGGUUGAAAUCGACCCAUGGAAGGGUGAUGCUUAAAGCAGUGAAGCUUAGUGAAUAUUUCUGUAAUUUUGAUACUGUGAUUAUUAAACGAAGCCAUUUUUUAUUAUAUUUCCAUGUCAAUCAACUUAACACGACACUACGUUUUUAUUCUUACAAUAGUCUUGAUAUCUUCAAUACGCAAUAAUUUACGCUAGUAAAUACAUAAUUUGACAUUCUCAUAAAGACUUUUAUUGAACACAAAAUGCAUAUUUUUUAUAAUUAAUUUCUUAAACUCGGUCAUACAAAUCAAGGUGGAAUUAUUGGGUCACCUGGUUUUAAAUGCAGUAUCGUACAGUAGAAGAGUAGAACGGUGCAUAUCUCUUACACAGCUUAGCUAUUCGUAACACAUCUCUGGUUGAAAAGCUCUCUAAUAGUAAUUAACAGGACACAUUAAUAUCCCUACAACUAAUAAGUAAUAAUUUAACGUAAUUAUGUAUUUACAGUGUUUAUUAUAAUGUGGCGUACAUUUAAUAUUAAUAAUAUUGCCUACAACUGUACAUACAUUAAUAUUUAGUAGCGAUAUUUUACGUUAAGUAGUACGUAAUACUAGUUUAUGAACAGUUUAGAAUGCUUUGGUAGGAAAGAUUCAUAUUAUUAUAAUGUUAUGAAUAAUUCGGUCCUGGUAUUAAAUAAUUUAGCACAUUAUACAUAUCAGAUGUUUUUUUUUUAUAUUUGCUGUAUUGGCCUGGUGUGUUUUGUUAGUCAUUAAAAAUAUGCUACGUUGCUG